Messenger RNA from Gopherus evgoodei (Goodes thornscrub tortoise), 1377 nucleotides. RefSeq lists its product as uncharacterized. Bases 233 to 1159 code for a protein of 308 amino acids. Gene Ontology annotation, cellular component: plasma membrane. The transcript has 5 exons. NCBI's taxonomy places the organism in Eukaryota, Metazoa, Chordata, Testudines, Testudinidae. The record is from RefSeq and is a predicted model, not a curated record.
AUUGCUCUCUCUGAUUAACAAUCAAGAAACUGCACGAGGCAGGUGUCACAACUCACUUUUUCCUUCAGCUUGUUUGCAUCAGGCCUGAUUUUGUUGGGGGCAGGAGGAGAAAUGUGCAGGAUCUCAGCAUCUUUCAAGAGGGUUUCAAGCAGUUUGCAAUGAGUGACCCAUGGGCGUGGCUGCACUUGGCUUGGAGAAGAGCUCAAGGACUGGUUACAGUUUCGGAUAAGACAUGGCGUGGUUGCCAUUUUCUCUCUACCUUCUGGGGACCAGGCUGUGUAGAGCUGCGUCCACACAAGAUCUGGGUCUAGAUCAGCCUCCAGUUGUCAGAGCCCUCAGAGGGGAGUCUGUGACUCUGCCCUGCUCCUGUGACGUCUGUAGCUACCCUGAGUUCUACUCCGAAUGGCGUUUCACCAGUGGGAACAGGGGCCCGGGCACCAUCCUGGCCGUGAAGACGGCCAUCAGUUCCAAACACCUGGACCCACAGUACAAGUUUUCUGUGACGCACCAGAGAAACUCAAGAUCUCUGCUGCUUAUUAAAAACUUGCAAAUCAACGACCAGGGAACCUACGUGUGUACAAUGAUUAAAAACGUGCCGCCUCCUACAGUGAUCUUGAAAGGGCCCGGGACUCAGCUUGAAGUCUAUGCUUUGCCCAAAGUCUGGCUCUUUGCUUCUCCCUCGGAAGCAGCUCUCCCCAUGGCCCUAGUGACCUGUGCAGUGAGGGACUUUUAUCCACAAUCUCUGUACACCACAAUGAAUGCAACAUGUGGGGGGUACGCGGCGCUGGUGGACAAUGCUUCGGCUGUCAUGACUGGUGAUGGGACCUUCAGCAUGACCCUACAGGCCUGGGUGAAUGUGACCGGCUGCCAGAAUGGGACGGAAGUGACCUGUUUGGUUAGACAGCUCACAGCUGAGACACGCAGGAUUCUCUGGAUACCCAGGGCAAAAAACAAAGCAGCACUGUUACCUGUGCCGAUCAUCCUCAUCAGAUUUAUUUUUGGAGGAGCUGUGGUUCUUUGGCUUAUUUUCCUGCUAGGCUGCUUCAUGAAAACAGGCCUGCCCGGACCAGCUAUGGCACUGAGUUCCUUGCACACCACUUCACGCCCCGUCGACCCCCAGGCCGGAGGAGGCGGAACAGAUAUCCCAGAACUGGAGUAGGCAACUGCACAGCAGAGCAGGAGCUCAUGGAGCGGUUCUCUGAACUGGUACAGCACAGCCACCACUGGGCUACCACGGCAACUAAUUGGACCUGUGAGAUGGGUAGUGCUCAGACUAUGAGAACUGAGCCUCAAGAAGCCGGCCAGUUAUUACUUGGAACUAUGGGACUGAGGACGGGCCAGAUUUUAAAGGUAUUUAGGCACCUGACUCCCAUUGAA